Bathycoccus prasinos is the source of this 3546-nucleotide messenger RNA. Its product is annotated as glycosyl transferase family 2. The record is from RefSeq and is a predicted model, not a curated record. The transcript has a single exon. Bases 1 to 3546 code for a protein of 1181 amino acids. Gene Ontology annotation, molecular function: glycosyltransferase activity. NCBI's taxonomy places the organism in Eukaryota, Viridiplantae, Chlorophyta, Mamiellophyceae, Mamiellales, Bathycoccaceae.
AUGCACGCCGGGUUACACUCCCGCUUGUCGUCGCACCAUCAGCGCGGGAAACAUAAUCAUCAUCGACACAAUUCGUCGUCGUUGGAGGAAGGAUUGGCAAACUUGGACGAGACGACGAAUGGCAACGCUCCUGCUCCUCCUGCCAGGACGAGACGCGGAAAUUACAACAACAACAACACUAAUUCCUUCUGGAGCAACGGCAAGAACGGAGGAGGACAAACGAAUGCGUUCUCGCGGGAUGGCGCGAUUCCAAGCGUUUUGAGAGAUAAAUUUGGCACCCACACAGGAGGCAACAAGAACAAGACGAUAUCGGCGUGGAAGCGCUGGCAACCACUUUUGUUCGCGGCGAUUUUAAUCGGGUUUCCGUUAUCUAACGCGGUGUUUUUUUUCGGCGCGCACGUGAUGCCGACGUUGUUUUCCUCGGGGUCGUCGUCUGGGUUAGAGCAGAGCGGGAUGAUGUCGCCUGCAACGUCAAAGUCGCCGAAGUUUAGCGGGAAGCAGAAAGAAGGCGUGUUUGGCGCGAUUGGGAGCGAGUACGAAGACGAAGGAGACGAGAACGAGGACGAGGAAGUUUCCGACGAUUUUAUGGAAGGGUACGACCACAAGAAGAAUAAAAAGAAAAGUUUAGAUAGAAAGAGAAAGAUGGAUCCGUCGACGACGGAACCGUUUCCGGCGCUGUCCGAUUUCUUGGACCCGUACCGGGAACAUUACGAAUCGUUUUUCGAUGCUUCCAGCGAAGCUUGGAGGAUAAAGAAGUACGGGCGAAUUUGUAUAGUUUCGGAUUACGUUUUAGGAUUAUCCACGGGUUCUGGACCAGCGACGGCGGUGACGACGUUAGCCGAGGAGUUGCACGAAAGCGGCUUCGACGUGACGAUUUUGUACACCGGGUACGCGAUUCAUAAACCACCGGAUGUAGAAUUUUGGACUGGGUAUUACACCGCGAAAGGGAUUAACGUGAUCGCGUUACCCGAAACUGGGGUUUCGUACGAUGUUCCCGUAGACGUUGCCAUUGCGCACAGAGUAUUCAUGUGGAUGAAUGACCAACAGUGGUACGAUUGCGUCCAUUUCUUGGAUAAUCGCGGAAGAGGGUAUUUCGCGUUGACUGCGAAAAAACAAGCGUUAGCGUUUAAACACACCGAAUUCGUCGUUCACGCGCAACAACCUCACUUGUGGUACAAAACAAACUCGCUGCAAACGUUGGACACGUUGCACGAUUUAGUCAUCGAUUAUUUAGAGAAAGAGCAAAUGAAAAUGGCCGAUCACAUCGUCGCGCCGAGUCAGUACAUUUUGAAAUGGUUCGCCGAACAAGGUUGGGAAUGGAACAGAACGAAAUCAACCAGAGUGCACACGAACCCGCUGCCGAAGUGGGUGAAAUCGAAGAACAAAAUAGCGCACGAAGCGAGCACAAUCAACGAGAUUGUCUUUUUCAGUCGAUUCGAGUUGCGCAAAGGUAUCGUUUUGUUUUGCGACGCUAUGGACCAGUUAGCUUUGAGAGGGGACACGCAAAUUAUGAAAGGCGUGCGAGUAACAUUUUUAGGCCACUUGAGCAACUCAGCGGAAGAAAAGUUGACGAUUAAAGGUGGCGCGAGAGCGAGAGUCGAUCAAUACAUUCGCCAACGCGCUAAGAAAUGGUCGUUCCAUUGGCAAAUUUUGAAAGACAUGGACGUGAAGCAAAGGUACGAGUACAUCGAGGAAGGGAACGCGAAUAAUAAAUUAGUCGUGUUGCCGUCCUUACUGGAGAAUUCGCCGUACACCUUAGUGGAAUGUUUGGUCAUGGGUAUUCCAGUGGUCGCCUCGGACGUCGGUUCGGCGCGCGAGUUUAUCGACGACGACGACGCCGAGAGAGUAUUGUUCGUACCAACGCCGAAACCGUUGGCGGGGAAAAUCAGAGACAUUCUCAAGAACGGAUUCGUCCCGGGGAAAUCGAAAAUCAAACAAGACGUGGAAAAAGACUGGACGAUUUGGCAACACCACUUAGUGCACCAAUCUAAGGAUUCCUCGAACGCCAUGUCAACUUUACAAACGUGGGAAGAACCGCUCGUUACGGUGAUAGUAGUCACGUAUAACAACCCUAAGUUGUUGAAACAAGCCUUGCAAUCGAUUUACGAACAAGAGUAUACGAAAGUUGAAGUCGUGCUGAUUGAUGAUGGUUCCACGUUACCGGAAGCGCAAGCGUAUUUACGUGAGAUCGACGCCGAAUUCAAACGCAAAGGGUGGGUCUAUUUGCAACAAGACAACAGAGGUCCCGGGGCGGCGCGUAACAACGGCGCCAAGCACGCGCGCGGCGAGUUCAUAAUGUUCAUGGAUGAUGAUAACUUUGCCAAACCUAAAGAAAUUGCCACGUUCGUGUCCGUUGCCAUGCAUACUAAAGCGGACGUUCUGACUUGUACGAAUGAAUACUUUUACGGAUUAGAGUUACCCGGAAAUAGACCGCCGAUUGGACGAUGGGUUCCGCUCGGCGCGGCUACCACCGUCGGCAUGUUUCAAAAUCUCUACGGAGACACGAAUGCCAUGAUUCGACGAAAAGUCUUCCUCGAUUUAGGCGGUUUCCCUGAAGAUUACGGUUACGCUCUUGAAGAUUGGGAGUUGUUCUCUAAAUCUGUCUUGGGCGGUUAUAAACUUGAAUCCAUUCCUUCUCCGCUGUACUGGUACCGCAUUCGUGAUACGUCGCACUCUCACGAAACUGCGAAAUAUGGGAACGCCGCGCGUACCAUCCGUCCGUACCUCAGACAAAUUCCUCAAAAACUCCAUCACAUCGUUCUUUUCGCGCAAGGCAUGAAAGAUUCGCACGACGUCGCUGCCGGCCAACUGGAAGAACAAAACGGCCAAAUGCGCGACGUUCGUAAAAUGUUGAAAACGUUAGCUACGAGUCUGAACGAUUUAUGCGACGAUGGGUUAAUUCCAACCACCGCAAAAAACCAAGUCGAAAAUUCGCAAUUCGCGUUAGACGAAGACGACCCGUCAAUCGUCGAAUCUCCAUCGUACGAGCGUCUGGAAGAGAAGAAUAAACGUUUCAAAUCCUGGUCUCCGUUCGCGGACGGAUACAACAUCGAUAAACGAAACGGACGCAUCUCCGAAUCCUCCUCGGACACUCGCGCCUUGCGCAUGCAAAACCCAGACUGGAAAGAUGCUCGAGGCGCGGUUCAAGAAAUCCACUUGCACCAAAAAGAACCGUCCGCGGUGAUCAUCUCCGGUUGGUCGAAAGCCCGCGACGUCUCCGGCGCCUCCGACGGCGGCUACUCCAUCUACGCGGACAUCAAGUUCAUCGACGGAAAAAUGAUGUACGGCUACUCCGUCGCCUUUGACGUCGGCACGCACACUUGGCAGUUCAAAGCUGGAGUCAUCGAUCCAAUCGUAGCCAUCGAGAGUAUAACCUUAUACGCCAUGUUUCGUUGGCACGCCGGCACGGCUUGGUUCGACGACGUCACGGUGUCCUCCUUGAAAGAAGGUUUGUGCGAUUACACGAAAUUGACUUUGGAAGGGUUAGGGCCGGAUAAAGGAAACGGUGGGAAAAUUGGACCUGGUGGCAACAGAGACGAGUUAUAA